This is a messenger RNA of Dichomitus squalens LYAD-421 SS1, 1584 nucleotides long. RefSeq names its product cytochrome P450. The record is from RefSeq and is a predicted model, not a curated record. Gene Ontology annotation, molecular function: monooxygenase activity; oxidoreductase activity, acting on paired donors, with incorporation or reduction of molecular oxygen; heme binding. The coding region runs from base 1 to 1584 and encodes 527 amino acids. The transcript is spliced from 10 exons. Lineage: Eukaryota; Fungi; Basidiomycota; Agaricomycetes; Polyporales; Polyporaceae.
AUGUCUGAUAAGUUUCAAAGCAGCUACCUCACCUACGCAUCCACUCUUGUCUCAUUCGUAGUCGCAUACAGUCUUUGGUCCAUCGCGCAAUGGAGAACUCGCAGUCGAGGCCGUCCCCUCCCUCCCGGACCGAAACCUCUCCCGGUCCUCGGCAAUAUGUUCGAUGUGCCUCGGUCCAGACAAUGGAUAAGCUAUCGAGACCUUAGUCGUGUUUAUGGGGACAUCUUACACUUUCGCAUCUUCACAAAGUCUUACGUCGUACUCAACAGUGCCGAGGCGAUGUACGAGUUGCUUGACAAACGAACCGCCAAUACCUCUGAUCGCGUGCAGACACCCAUGAUCGAGUUAUCGGGAUCUAGUCUCAACUUGGGCUUCAUGCCUUACGGUCAGUGGUGGCGCCGCCAUAGACGCUAUUUCUGGCAGCACUUUCGUCCAGAGGCCAUCGGACCGUAUAGGCAGACGCAGCAGUCCGCCGCCCAUAUGUUCUUGCAGAAGCUGUGCGACAACCCAUCAGAUCUGAGAAAGCUAAUUCACUUUUCCUUCGCAGCCAGCAUACUCAAGCUUACGUACAACAUCGACAUAGCAGAUGAAAACGACCCUUUCAUCGGCAUGGUUGAGGCUACGUUCGAAGGCGUCAACGAGGGUUUGCCGCCCGGCAAAUUCCUUGUUGAGUUCAUACACUUCCUACGCCAUGUUCAGCCUUGGAUUCCAGGUAUGCGGUCGCCGAAACUUUGGGCAAAAUGGCAAAGUUCAGCGCAAACGAUGGUCAACGCACCGUUCAUGUAUACCAAGGCGCAGAUGGACCAAGGGAAAGCGUCUCAUUCCAUUGUCGCAAACCUAUUAUCACGGCUCCCGCAAACCGAAGACGUCCUGCCAGAAGAUGAGGAGAUCAUCAAAGGCGUGGGCAUGGUCACCUUCGAAGGCGGCACGGACACGGUCUUUUCCACCCUGCAGGCAGUCUUCUUGGCUAUGUCUCUCCAUCCUGAAGUCUUACGGAAAGCCCACGCCGAACUUGAUACCAUUGUUGGCCCGGACCGUCUCCCGGACUUCAGUGACAGAGACUCUCUAGUCUACAUCAACGCUCUCAUCCGGGAGGCCAUGCGAUGGCAUGUCGUUCUUCCCCUAAGCCUACCUCAUGCGACCAUCAAGGAUGACGAAUUCAACGGUUAUUUCAUUCCCGCUGGUACUGUCAUUCUACCCGCGACUUGGGCUUGUAUGCAGGACCCCGCUGUAUUCGAGAAUCCGGACGGGUUCCGCCCCGAGCGUUUCAUUCGCAACGGGCAGCUCGACGUGACUGUUCGGGAUCCGGCCGCCUUCAUCUUUGGCUAUGGGAGACGGAUGUGUCCUGGGCGUUAUUUCGCCGAGGCUGCAUUGUUCAUCACAGUUGCAUCGGCGCUUCAUGUCUUCAACAUCACCCCGCCUCUGGGCGGGGAUGGGAAGCCGAUCAAGGUCGAACACAAGAUGACAGACGGGACUGUUUCGUACCCCGAAGAUGUGCGCUGCACCGUUCGGCCCAGGUCCCCCGCCGCAGAAGCGCUUAUACGCUGCUAUGCCUCUGAGGCGCGUGCGGCCAAGGAGCACUAG